Lagenorhynchus albirostris (white-beaked dolphin) is the source of this 2976-nucleotide messenger RNA. RefSeq names its product kelch like family member 21 (gene KLHL21). The coding region runs from base 66 to 1859 and encodes 597 amino acids. The transcript has 4 exons. Gene Ontology annotation, molecular function: protein binding. Gene Ontology annotation, biological process: protein ubiquitination. NCBI's taxonomy places the organism in Eukaryota, Metazoa, Chordata, Mammalia, Artiodactyla, Delphinidae. The record is from RefSeq and is a predicted model, not a curated record.
CCCUGGCGGCGGAUUUUCCGAGUAGCGCGCGCGCGCAGCGGCCCCGCGCCCCCAGCCAAGGCGCCAUGGAGCGGCCGGCGCCCCUAGCCGUGCUACCCUUCUCGGAUCCUGCGCACGCGCUAAGCCUGCUGCGCGGCCUGAGCCAGCUCCGCGCCGAGCGCAAGUUCCUGGACGUGACCCUGGAGGCAGCGGGAGGGCGCGACUUCCCGGCGCACCGCGCCGUGCUGGCGGCCGCCAGCCCCUACUUCCGCGCCAUGUUCGCCGGGCAGCUGCGCGAGAGCCGCGCCGAGCGGGUGCGCCUGCAUGGCGUGCCGCCCGACAUGCUGCAGCUGCUGCUCGACUUCAGCUACACGGGCCGCGUGGCGGUGAGCGGCGACAACGCUGAGCCGCUGCUGCGCGCCGCCGACCUGCUGCAGUUCCCGGCCGUGAAGGAGGCGUGCGGCGCCUUCCUACAGCAGCAGCUCGACCUGACCAACUGCCUGGACAUGCAGGACUUCGCCGAGGCCUUCAGCUGCGCGGGGCUGGCGAGCGCGGCGCAGCGCUUCAUCCUGCGCCACGUGGGCGAGCUGGGCGCCGAGCAGCUGGAGCGGCUGCCCCUGGCGCGGCUGCUGCGCUACCUGCGCGACGACGGGCUGUGCGUGCCCAAGGAGGAGGCCGCCUACCAGCUGGCGCUGCGCUGGGUGCGCGCCGACCCGCCGCGGCGCGCCGCGCACUGGCCGCAGCUGCUCGAGGCCGUGCGCCUGCCUUUCGUGCGCCGCUUCUACCUGCUGGCGCACGUCGAGGCCGAGCCGCUGGUGGCCCGCUGCCCGCCCUGCCUGCGCCUACUGCGCGAGGCGCGCGACUUCCAGGCAGCGCGUUACGACCGCCACGACCGCGGGCCCUGUCCCCGGAUGCGCCCGCGCCCCUCAACCGGCCUCGCGGAGAUCCUCGUGCUGGUGGGCGGUUGCGACCAGGAUUGCGACGAGCUGGUCACCGUCGACUGCUACAAUCCACAGACGGGCCAGUGGCGCUACUUGGCCGAGUUCCCCGACCACCUGGGCGGGGGCUACAGCAUCGUGGCGCUGGGCAACGACAUCUACGUGACGGGCGGGUCCGAUGGCUCCCGGCUCUACGACUGCGUGUGGAGGUACAACUCAAGCGUGAACGAGUGGACGGAGGUGGCGCCCAUGCUGAAGGCCCGGGAGUACCACAGCUCCUCCGUGCUGGAUGGGCUGCUGUACGUGGUGGCCGCAGACAGCACGGAGCGCUACGACCACACCACUGACUCCUGGGAGGCCUUGCAGCCCAUGACCUACCCCAUGGACAAUUGUUCCACCACGGCCUGCCGAGGCCGGCUCUACGCCAUCGGCUCCCUGGCCGGCAAAGAGACCAUGGUGAUGCAGUGCUACAACCCAGACAUGGACCUAUGGUCGCUGGUGGACUGUGGUCAGCUCCCACCCUGGUCCUUUGCCCCCAAGACAGUGACUCUGAAUGGACUCAUGUACUUCAUCAGGGACGACUCUGCUGAGGUGGACGUAUAUAACCCCACCAAGAACGAAUGGGAUAAGAUCCCAUCGAUGAAUCAGGUGCAUGUAGGGGGCAGCCUGGCCGUCCUUGGAGGGAAGCUCUACGUCUCUGGGGGCUACGACAAUACCUUUGAACUCUCCGACGUGGUGGAGGCCUACGACCCAGAGACCCGGGCGUGGAGCGUGGUGGGACGGCUCCCAGAGCCCACUUUCUGGCACGGCAGCGUCAGCAUUUUCCGACAGUUCAUGCCCCAGACGCCCUUGGGGGGCCGUGGCUUUGAGCCGGACAGUGGCAGCAGUGACAUGGGUGUGGGCCGGCCCCGGCCGCCACAGAACCCCGCCGAGCUGCACUAGCCCCGGCCCGGCCCGGGGAGGGCCUUGGUGCAGGUAACCCAGCACCUCAGGGGGUAGCACCCCCAUCCUUCGUGCACCGGGACAGGUUGGCUGGAGCGUGGGCUCAGGGGCUGCCGAGCGAGCGAGCGAGCAAGCCUCAGGAUCUGACAGCUGGAGAGUCUCCGUGCGUGUGAGUCACAGCUGCUGGGGCCAAGGCCCGUUGUGAAUGCCGCUCCCUUGGUCCAGGAAGAGCUGCCUCCGCCACCACGUCUCUGGUUCCAGUAAGUCACCCCCACUGCAGGCCCACCUCACCAAUGAAGGCACGUGCACCUCCUGCAGCCACCACCUGUGCCUACUUGCUCCCCCCUUGGGAGAGGAGGGCCACUUCUGGGUAUGAGUGGAGGAGCAGGGGUCCUUCCAGGAGAGUGUGAGAGUGGCCUCCCUGCAGGCCCUGCUGUCCCAGAGCAUCGAGAAUCAGGCAGACAAUGGCUGCAGUGGGGUCCCACCCUCCAUGGCCAGUGCUGGACACCCAGCGAGCCAGCUCCCCAGAUGCAGGGGGUCUGCCUGACCAGCUCCUCGGCCCUGCUGGGGUCUUGCACCAAAACACUCCUUGUGGGUACGCCUCCUGGAGGUGAGCUCAGACCUAGGGGCACAGGGCAGUGGGAAUGGACUGGCGUGUGGCCUUGAAGGGGGCCCAGAGAGACCUGCUGAGUUUCUGUCUCCAGUGGACCUGGGCCGACGCAGGUGCUGGGGGUCCCUGUCCACACACCCACCAGUUGGUGUAGCCCCACCUGGCUUGGGGGCCUCCGGGCCCUUCGUCCCAGGCCAGUUCGGCAGAGGACGAAAGUGCAAGGUCAUAGCUCCUCACUGGGAGGCCCUGGGACUUUGUCGCUGAAGCCCAGCCAGGCAGACAGCUGCAGGCGCCCUUGCCCUUGCGGCCUGUGAGCGGAGGAUCCUGUUGCUUCUCAAGGAAGCCCGGGGUGGGGCAGCCUCAGCAGGUGGUCACAAGCUUUCAAACACAGUUGGCCCUUCCUUAGAAGGGGGGCAGGCAGCUAGAAACGGGGUCCGGUUGGUUUGAUCUUUAACCUCUCCCCGUCCCAUUGCCGAAGCUUUCUGCAGGGUGGGAGGGUGUCUUAAG